AUGAGUGGGAAGCAAAUGGAUGUUAUUGCAUCCAUCCAAGAAUAUAUAAAUAAAAUUCUCACAAAUAUUCAAGGCAUGAAAGUUUUAGUUUUAGAUAAAGAAACUGCAGGUAUAGUGAGUAUGGUUUAUACACAAUCAGAAAUUUUACAAAAAGAAGUAUUCUUAUUUGAAAAGAUUGAAAACACAAAAGAAAAAAUGUUACAUAUGAAAGGUGUAUAUUUUAUCAGACCAACACAAGAAAAUAUUCAAUCAAUUUGUGAUGAAUUAAAAGACCCAAAAUUUAAUAAAUAUCAUUUAUUUUUUACAAAUACAAUUUCAAAAGUUUCAUUAGAUGAAAUUGCAAAAGCAGAUGAACAAGAUGUAGUAUCAGAGAUUCAAGAAUAUUUCGGAGACUUUUUCGCAGUUAAUCCAGAUACAUUCACAUUGAAUUUACCAGGAAUGUUAACAAAGAAAUCACCAAGAUGGCAGGGUGAUGUUGGCAGAGUUGUCGAUGGAUUAUUCUCAAGUUUAUUAGCAUUGAAAAAGAAACCUGUAAUUCGUUAUUCAAGUAAUUCAGAUACAACUCGUUAUUUAGCAGAGAAGAUCACUGAACGUAUGAAUAGAGAUCGUGAUCUUUUCGAUUUUAGAAGACAAGGUGAACCAUUAUUAUUGAUUUUAGAUCGUAAAGAUGAUCCAAUCACUCCAUUACUUCAUCAAUGGACUUAUCAAGCAAUGAUUCAUGAAUUAUUAACCAUCAAUAACAAUAGAGUUAGUCUUGCAAAAGCACCAGGAAUCAAAGAUGAAUUAAAAGAAGUGGUUCUCUCAUUAGAUCAUGAUAUCUUUUACAAAGAAAAUCUUUAUAAAAAUUUUGGUGAUCUCGGUGCAAGUAUUAAAGAUUUAGUUGAUCAAUUUCAAGAUAAAAUGAAUACAAAUCAAAAUAUUCAAACAAUUGAUGAUAUGAAAAAGUUUAUUGAAAAUUAUCCAAAUUUCCAAAAAUUCUCAACUACUGUAUCAAAACAUGUUUCGUUAAUGGAUGAAUUAAAUAGAUUAAUUUCAUUAGAUAAUUUAAUGGAGGUAUCAGAGGUACAACAAGAAUUAGCAUGUAAUCAUGAUCAUAACAGUAUUUAUAAUCAUGUUUUAGAAAUUGUAAAUGAUUCAAAAUAUACUGAUAGAGAUAAAUUAGUAUUAGUACUUUUAUAUAGUAUUAGAUAUGAAGAUGGUAGAGUUUGGGAAUUAAAAGAAAAAUUAUCAAGUAUUGGUAUUCCUCCAAAAGAAAUUGGUUUAAUUGAUACAUUAAGAGGAUAUGCAGGUGCAAGUUUAAGAGAAGGUGAUUUAUUAGGAACUAAAAAUAUUUUUUCAUUUGCAAGAAGUGUUGUUAAACGUGGUUUACAAGGUGUUUCAAAUAUUUAUACUCAACAUAAACCAUUAUUACAUGAUAUUUUAGAUAGUAUUUUAAAGAACAAAUUAAAAGAAACCUCUUAUCCAUACUUAUCAACAACUCAAUCAAGAGAGAGACCACAAGAUGUAAUUAUAUUUAUGGUUGGUGGUAUCACUUAUGAAGAGGCAUUAACCGUUUACACUUUUAAUUCUUUAAAUACUGGUGUUUGUCGUGUUGUAUUAGGUGGUACUUCAAUUUUAAAUCGUGAACAAUUUUUAGAAGAUUUAUCAAGUACUCAAAUUUCUAAUCCUUCUAGUAGUAGUGGUAGAAGAUAA
Messenger RNA from Dictyostelium discoideum AX4, 1692 nucleotides. It is a transcript of the gene vps45, whose product is annotated as Sec1-like family protein. Gene Ontology annotation, biological process: vesicle-mediated transport; intracellular protein transport; regulation of vesicle fusion. Lineage: Eukaryota; Evosea; Eumycetozoa; Dictyosteliales; Dictyosteliaceae. The coding region runs from base 1 to 1692 and encodes 563 amino acids. The transcript has 5 exons. Gene Ontology annotation, cellular component: SNARE complex; bounding membrane of organelle; cytoplasmic vesicle. The record is from RefSeq and is a predicted model, not a curated record.